Drosophila hydei is the source of this 4548-nucleotide messenger RNA. RefSeq names its product serine-rich adhesin for platelets (gene bif). The transcript is spliced from 6 exons. Gene Ontology annotation, molecular function: microtubule binding. The coding region runs from base 198 to 4517 and encodes 1439 amino acids. Gene Ontology annotation, biological process: neuronal signal transduction; chemotaxis. Gene Ontology annotation, cellular component: nuclear membrane; rough endoplasmic reticulum membrane. NCBI's taxonomy places the organism in Eukaryota, Metazoa, Arthropoda, Insecta, Diptera, Drosophilidae. The record is from RefSeq and is a predicted model, not a curated record.
GCAUUUUAGCGCAGUGAACGGUGACUUAAUUGCAUUUAUACCGAGUGCAGUGCAAAGAAAGUGCGCGUAUAUAAUAUUUAUUUAAGAAGCUGCUUAUCAAUUACAUCCAUGCAUACAAUUAUCAGACAUAUGUGCACAAAUACAAGUUAAGGCCCCACCACACUGAAUUGGACGCAAAACGUUAAAUUUAGCCAAAAAUGUCUUCGCUGGAGCCACCGAAGCGACCUACAUUGCAUUUAGCUGCCGACGUCGGAGUCGCAGCCGGAGCUGGCAGCGGAACUGGAGCUGGAGCUGGAACUGGAGCUGAGGCCAUGUCACCGGCAACGACUCCUUCGGGCUUCCUGCCGGAUAUGCCGCAAUGGAAAAAGGAUUUGAUACAGCGCCGCAAAACAAAUGUGGCACGAACAAACGCCGCCGCCACCAACUCCCCCACCUCAGCGGCCCCAACAGCUGAUGGCAGUUGUGCGGCUUUCACUGAACCCGCAGAUUCAGGUGCAACUGAAACCAGCGCAGCCGCAACAACAACAUCUAGUCAACAGCAGCAUGUGAAACGAAAUGUAAGCCAAACAUACCAACAACAACAGCAGCAGCAGCAACAAGCAGCAGCAUUUAAGACUUCACCAACAACAGAGGAAAAGUCUGAGAAAUGUUUUAUUGGAAGUGGAGGUCAUCAGACGCUUCCAGCAGAUGAAGCAGCAGCAGCAGCAGCCCAAAGUACACAAGGCAAAGACUUAGCCACGGCCUUUUCAGCCGAAACGGCAGCAUCAGCAGCGACAGCAGCAGCAACACCAAUACCAAAGCAGCGAUCAAGUUUAUUCAACACAAGAAGUCAAUCAACUGGCAAGGAGCAAGAAGAGAUUCUAAAUUUGGAUGCCAGAGAGCGUGAGAGAGAGCGCGAGCGAGCGUGCGGAGAGCGUGACGUUGAGGUGAAUAACGCUGGCAUGGCGUACACGAGCGGGCGCUCUGGUGAAGUUGAAACUGGCACAGCGACAACUGGAGCAUUAACAGCAAUAGGCAGCAGCAAUAACGGCAGCGGUGGCAGCGGCAGCGGCAGCGGCAGCGCAAAUGUGAAACAAACGACAGCAACAACGGCGACUUCGUCGUCGUCAGCAAAUCAGUUGCAAACGAAAUGCAAACCAGGCCAGAGCGUUGCUGAAGCAGCGCUACUUAAUUUUAGCAAUAGUACGCCAAUAAUAAUUGAUAAAAAUUGUAAAACGAAAAUAUCCGAUAAAUUGCAGAGCAACAAGUUCAUUAAAAAUCAACAGCAGCAGCAACAGCAACAAUAUCAACAAUUGGAACGCCAAACGGCCGCGUCGCCCACAAAAGUAGCGGUAAAAACGACAAUGGUCGCCAUGCAAGAAAUGAAAAAGACAACCACACAAAAUGGCCAACAGCGCCAUCAUCAUCAUCAUCAUCAACAUCAUCAACAGCAGCCGCAGCAGCUACAACAGCUGCAUUUAAAGAGCGCCGAUGCCGACUUGGACGUUGGCGGCAGUGCGCUGCCAACGCUUUUGGAUAGCGUCGAUCACAAUGAGGAAUUCAGUUAUGGUCCCGGCAUUGUCUCCAAGCUGCGCUGCCGCUAUUUAAAUCUAGCCCUGCGCUGCGAGUCACGCCAACAGAGCCAAAAGCAGCGACUGCAGCGCUCCACCAGCCUCAAUACGCUGCUCGAUCGCAACGACGACGACGUCGAUGAGGAGCAACAGCAGCAGCAGCAGCAAGUAAGCAGCGACACAGUCGCUGUUACCGCUGCAGUCAACGUCAACGUAACACGCAGCACUGCAGCGCCGCCUAUACUAAGCGCCAAGCCAGCGAGCAGCAGCGGCUACAUCAAAAGCGUCAAUGUCUUGCAUCAACAACAGCAGCUACGCCAACAGCAGCAGCAACAACAGGUGGCACAGGAGCAACAGUCAACACAGCCGACGCCGCUUAACGGCAAUGGGCUGCGCUCGCGUCAUUUUAAGCGCGGCAACGAGGUUAUGAAACGCGCUCGCUCUGUCGAAGCGCUGCUCUGCGAGAAGUCGCCUUGGAAUACGCAACGCGCCAGUUAUCAGGCAGCGGCUGCGGUUAACAGCAGCGUAGUCACUGCGGCUACGGCUACGUCUGCUACUGUCACUGGAACAGGCACAGCUACAGCUACACCUACAGCUACCGUCACUGCCCCCGCCACGCCCACCUGCGUCAGCAUCGAAGAUAAGAUUCAUAAUGCACGCGAGCGACUGCACAGCGGCACCGACGCAACACCGCCAAAGCGUCUGACUUCCAUCAUCGAUGACACAGAACGUCCUCCACCGGACUUGGUCAAACAGACCCUGAAGAUGUUCGAGGCGAGCGCCAACCGGCGACCACGCGCUACUCAGCGCAGCAAUGGUGUCGGCGGCGUUGCCAGCAAAGUAGCCAGCUACAAGUCGAUCAUCAAGGAACAGAAGCCGCCGAGCAGCAGUGCUCUCGGCGGCAUCAAACGGGACAGCGCCGCAACACCGUCAACAGGAGCUGGAUUUGCUGCCUCGACACCCAAGCAGCGAGUCGCAAGCGCCGUCGUUCCAGACAUUAUACCCAGGCAGCUGGAAGCCAGCUGCGCUGCCUACGAUUCGCCUGUGACAAACAUAAGCAAAAUGCUGGAACGCAUUCACUUGGAAAGCUCAGCGACAGCGCAGUCAGAGGCCGUCGUAGGGGCGGGCGCGGGUGGCAGCAAUCAGCGCUUAGUCAGCGAUCAGCAGCGCACGCAGGCAGCAACCGACGAGCCCGACGACGAUGACAGUAGAGACGAAGAGAACGACGAAGGCAACGAAAAUGACGUCGACGACGGCGACGUAGCAGAAACAGCUGAGGCUGAAGUUGACGGCGACGAUGUUUGCAAUGGCGAUAAGUUAACAGCAGCGGCGCCGACGGCAGCGCAGCCGCUGGAUGAAGCAGGAGGCGUUGGCGGCAGCGCCCAGCGUUCAUUUGCUGCCGCCUUGCAAGAGAACGCGCACGCUUCCAGCACUAGUUCCAGUAGUCGAAAGCUUCCACAACGCAGAAGCGAUAACAGUGAAUCUGCUGCAGCUACAACAACAACAACAACAACGAAGCAAAUUGGUGUCAUCAGGCCGUUGCUGAAUAAUUCAAGCUCUAGUUCCGGAUGCGGUACGCCGCUGACCAGUCGCGAGAUUGAAAAGAAUCGCAUUAAUGAAAUGAAAAAAUCAACAGCAUUGGCUGCAGAUUUAGCUGCCGCCGUCGGCACCGCCGCAGCUACUAGUCUGGAUACCGUGAUAAACACCAAGGAUGGCAGCGAAACGGACGCAGCGGGCAGCGGCAUUUCGCCCAUUUGGCCGCUACGCAAGCGCCGUCAGCCAACAGGUGGCGCCAAUGGCAGUAGCGGCGUAGGCAGCAGCUCCCAUGCGGACAACAACACCUCCAUGGUGUUCAAUUUUUCCAAGAGCAGCAAGGAGGUGCCCGAUUAUAUUGAAAGCGAUGUUGUGAUCUACAGGCGUAAACGAGAAUUGCCAAAGCCAAAUGAACCGGGCUUCGUGUUAUUGGGCGACCUUUCGGUGGAGACAUCGACAGACACGGACUACGAUGAUUAUUCCAUGUGUCCGCCUUCGCCCUGCGAUGUGGAGUUCGAGAAUGCGAAUAUUGUGAUCGACGGCAAGUCCAGCAUACGACAGAAACCCAAAGAUUCAUCGUUCCGCGUACAGUUUAACGAUACGUUAACUUCAACGUUUGAAUAUCCCUCCGAGGCGUCGCAAACCGUUGAUGAUCCGCCGUAUGCCGAUCCCUACGGUAAUGCGACCAAGCAUCAUCAGCUGUUCUAUGAGGAGCAUCUACGCUUGCAGCAUCAGCAGCAACAACAGCAGCAGCAACAGCAGCAACAACAACAUCAUCAUGUAACAGUUGAUGAGAUAAUAGAGCUUCCGACAGCAUCGACUACAUCCUCGACGUCACAUAAAACGUCGGCGACCAGCGCAAUGCUGGGGAAUUUACCAUUAGAUUACCCAAGUAUAGGGAGGGGUAUUAUCUUGCAACAGCCUCAACCACAGGCACAGCCACAGCCACAGCUAAUGGACCAUCAACAACAGCAGCCGCCGCCGCAGAAACAGCAGCAGCAGCAACAACAACAACCACAACAACGUCGUAGACCUUCGGUUCUAUUGAAGCCGCAAUAUGCCUGCUUUCUGCAAAAUGAAGCAGUGCCUCCUGCAACACAGCUGGCGAAGCGCAAAGCUGCCUCCUUCUCGCAUGCCGCCAAGCCGCAAUUGCAACUGCAACUGCAACAGCAACAGCUGCAGAGUAAAUAUACCAAACAUACUUUAACAACAACGAUAACAACGACGACGUCAACAACAACUGCCUGCGGCUAUGGAAGUUGCUUGAGUCGCCGUCGCGCCAGCCUGCCUUUAGCCACCCACAACCUGUCGGCGUCAUCCACGUCGUCAAUUUCGUCGUCGUCGUCGUCGUCGUCGUCGUCGCUAGCGCUACCCAACGCAUCCAACGCCCUGCUGCAGGCCCGCAUUCCAGGCAACACGCUCUACUAUGUCUAAACACUCUGCUCUACGUUCCAUCCUGUCUCUU